Molecule: messenger RNA, 822 nt
Organism: Penicillium pulvis
Lineage: Eukaryota; Fungi; Ascomycota; Eurotiomycetes; Eurotiales; Aspergillaceae
Exons: 4
Coding region: 20-541 (173 amino acids)
Source: RefSeq, a predicted model, not a curated record
CGACAUACCUGUUCUCACAAUGUAUCGCGGCAAGGCGCACUUCCUGCUGCUGCUUCUGACGUUUCUAUCUCUCACCUCCUUGACCCUAGCCUCCACACCGACCUCCUUUUGCAAAUGCACCUGCUUCUCCAAUAGCACCAUCAUCCCUCUUGAUCCAUCCAAGUCCAGCUCUGGGUCGGCCUCCAUCGACAAUGUCCUAAACCUCUACGAGCGUGCCUUCGAUAGCGUGGCGGAUCCAGCGGAAGGCGACCACGACAUCAGCCCACGAGCACAGAAGUAUCGCGCACUUAGCUGCAAUGACUGCAAUCGCAAGUUCUGCCUCAACUACGAGCUACCGACAUGCAAAGGGGCCAAGGAGGAGGAUGUGUUUACAACCUGCUUCCAGCGAGAUUCGCGUAAGGACGAAGCGGUGGUUUUCCUUUUCAUCUUCGCUACGGGCGGACUGCUAGCAUGGGCGCUCGCCAAGCCCUGGAUCGAGCGAUAUCUCGAAGCCGCACGAGAACGCCGAUCGUAUAUGCCCGUUUCGGAAAACGAUAGCUAAUGUACACAAGCGGGAGUUUUAUGAUUUAUUCAUCUAUUCCACAUGCGAUUGUAUAGCGUAGGCGAAAAAAGCAAAGAUGACGACAACGGAAAUUCCAAUGUAAAAUGGCGGACUUGGCCGAGAAGCUCACCAAUGAAAGGACCGCAUUGGCGCAUGGAAUGCCGGAUAAACGAGGCAAGUGCGAGUUCAGGGGGGUUGAGUGCAUAAACCACGUCUGGCACUUCUUGGACACCGGUUCGGAUCUAUUGGUUCUUAGCGCAGGAUCUUUCGAUAGAUUGACC